Molecule: messenger RNA, 1131 nt
Organism: Ipomoea nil (Japanese morning glory)
Lineage: Eukaryota; Viridiplantae; Streptophyta; Magnoliopsida; Solanales; Convolvulaceae
Product: transcription factor bHLH47-like
Exons: 5
Coding region: 232-945 (237 amino acids)
Molecular function (GO): protein dimerization activity
Source: RefSeq, a predicted model, not a curated record
GGCACGUGACGGCCUCAAAUGGUGGAAUCUAAUGCCUGAAAGAAUCGGGUGCUCGCCACACGCCGCCGCGUGGUUCGGGCACUCCGCCCUCUCAUGGCUUUCUGUCCGUCUGCAUUAAUAAUUAUGGAUAAGGCAUAUAAAAAUGGUAGCAAACACCUCUGCCAGCUUUCCUCCGUCGUCUCCCAAUCUCGCCAGGUUUUGGAAUCUGGUUGAUUGGCGUAUACUCAGAGAAUGGCUAGUGAAGCUUCUACUCCUGUUAACGAUUGCGCUGUUCAUGUUUUCAGCAGCUCCAGAAAAAGAAAACAUGAUAAAGCUCCUAGAAACCACGAGGCUGAGAGGGAGCCAAGCAAUAAAGUUCCUAGAAAAAUCCACAAGGCCGAGAGGGAGAAACAGAAGCGUGAUAAUAUGAAUGUGCUAUUUGCAGAGCUAGCCAACGUUUUGGCAGAUCCAUCUCAUCAGAAUUAUGGAAAGGCUUGCAUAUUAAAAGAAACGAUGCGGUUAGUGAGGGAACUAAUUGUGCAGGUUGAUAAUCUCAGAAAGGAGAACGUUGCUCUUAAUUCAGAAUCUCAUUACAUGAUUGUUGAGAAGGAUGAGCUUAAAGAAGAAAAAAUUGCGUUGGAAGUCCAGAUUGAGAACCUGCUGACUAAAAUAAACGAAACAAUUCGUUCCCAAACUACCAACAUUACUUCUCCGCCACAGCUGACAGAGGACCAUCUUAGAACAAGUAUACAUGAUUAUGCAUCAUCCUCAGCUGCAGCUACCGGGCCCGUUUUGGUUGUGCCAUUACACAAUGACCUUCAAAUGUACAGCACGGCUGACAACCCCGAGGCUUUGCAGAACCUCCCACCCAGUGUGAGUAGACCUCGCCCUCGAUACCCAUCACCCUCGGAUUCAUGGCCAUCUCGUGUGCUCAACGUGGCAUCAAGCACAACAGAGGAUUCUUAGGUAAUUCAGUAUUAGAAUUUAGGACCAGACUGUUGCAUGAGCUAUUACCAUCAUCACAGUGACCCUGCAAUGCACUCCAUGUGUAGUUGAUUGUUCGUCUCAGGAAUGUCUAAUUGCUCAACUUAUUAGUGUAAAUGUGGUUAUCGUUCUUGAUUUCUUUCGGUUUUAAUUGGGUUGCUUUCUUUA